Messenger RNA from Varanus komodoensis (Komodo dragon), 957 nucleotides. Its product is annotated as olfactory receptor 6B1-like. NCBI's taxonomy places the organism in Eukaryota, Metazoa, Chordata, Lepidosauria, Squamata, Varanidae. The coding region runs from base 1 to 957 and encodes 318 amino acids. The transcript has a single exon. The record is from RefSeq and is a predicted model, not a curated record. Gene Ontology annotation, molecular function: G protein-coupled receptor activity; olfactory receptor activity. Gene Ontology annotation, cellular component: membrane. Gene Ontology annotation, biological process: G protein-coupled receptor signaling pathway.
AUGAAGAAACUAGAGGGGAGUAAUGGAGGCAAUAUCACAAAUUUCAUCCUUCUGAGCUUUGGAGACUCCCAGGAACUGCAGACCCUUCUCUUUAUGGUGUUUCUAUUAAUCUACAUCUUGACUAUGGCUAGCAACCUGCUCAUUGUGACGCUCGUUGUGAGUGACCAACACCUGCAUUCCCCCAUGUAUUUCUUCCUAGGCAAUCUGUCUGUCCUGGAGACCUGCUACAGCUCAACCAUCUUGCCCAGAAAGCUGGUCAGUUUUAUCAGUAAGAACCAAAGUGUUUCGAUGUGUGGUUGUAUUGCACAGUUGUGGGUUUUUGGUUUCCUUAUAGCAUCGGAAUGCUAUCUGUUGACAGCCAUGUCUUACGAUCGCUAUGUGGCAAUAUGCCAUCCCCUCCAUUACUCUUUCCUCAUGAAUGCCAAGGUUUGCCUUCACUUGGUGUCUGGCUCUUAUUUGAGCAGUUUUCUGAUAAACACUGUCUUGUUGAUCUUUGUAUUGCAGACACGUUUCUGUGGUCAUACUGUGCUUGAUCAUUUCUUUUGUGAUUUCAUUUCAAUGAUCAAUGUUGCCUGUAGUGAUGCACAUCAGGUAAAACUUCUUUCAGCUGUCCUGGCCUCCAUAUGUACCUUGCCACCAUUUAGUAUAACAAUAGCAUCCUACGGAUGUAUCAUAAAUGCUAUUAUUAGAAUUCCCUCAGCUUCAGGCAGGCAAAAGGCCUUCUCAACCUGCUCAUCUCAUCUCAUUGUGGUGAGCAUUUUCUAUGGCAUUCUCAUCACUGUGUACGUUUUGCCAGAUAACCAUGAACUAAAAGAGCUGAACAAACUCUUGUCUGUGUUUUACACCAUCCUAACACCUCUGAUCAACCCUCUCAUAUACAGCCUAAGGAACCAAGUAGUGUUGGAUGCCAUGAAGAGAGCAGCUUUCAAAUGUGCAAUUGGCAUAAGAGGCCAUUGA